Silurus meridionalis is the source of this 13788-nucleotide messenger RNA. RefSeq lists its product as uncharacterized. NCBI's taxonomy places the organism in Eukaryota, Metazoa, Chordata, Actinopteri, Siluriformes, Siluridae. Gene Ontology annotation, molecular function: zinc ion binding. The record is from RefSeq and is a predicted model, not a curated record.
UUACCCCUCCAGGGCGUUAGAUGGCGCAUUCAUGUACGACGACGCCCGGAACCGCCGCCGUGAACGGCUGCACAAGCUCAACCGCGCGCGAUCCCAAAACACACACAACCAUAUAUUCCUAAUCACCGAAAUCCCGCCUACUUUUCUACGAUUGGCCAAUUUCCCGGUUUUCCUCUGUUCCGAUUGGCUAAUCCUUCGCGAGCAUGAGCAAGCAGCUAAUCAGAGCCCGGGAAGCGCGGGCGCCCUGUAUUAACACUAGAGAGUAUGAUUCCUGCUUAUACCGUGCAACUCGUAUAUGCAGAAUAUAAUUGUAUAUUCGUAUUAGAAACCAGGUUUCACGAAAAAAGGAAUAAAACGAAGCAUUUGCAUGCAAGUAGGUAGAAAUAGCUCGUUUUUUGCCUCUUAUUUAUCCCUGACUUUGGUUUUGCUAGCGUGUUAGCCGUUAGCAUGCCCGCCAUGCGAGAGCAAUAAUAGAGCAGGACUUUGAGAAACAGUUGAUAGAGGUUGGGCCUUUUUUGGUGCUAAAUGCUGGAGUUUGUGUUAAGAAUCACAGUUUAGUGGCAUUUUUCAGCUCAGGGUGACGUUUUUAUUAUACUUCCAGCUCCAACAUGGCGGAAAACGAUGCCGAGAAUCUGAGCUCUGUCGAGGAAAAAACUCAGAAGGAGACCAAACCAUCAUCAGCGGCCGAGAUUCCGAAAUCCGAUUCGUCCAAGCAAGGCGUGGAGGAAGACGAGCUGGACGGACUUCCUGUUUUUGGAGCAGUCGAAGAUGAGGGUGAUGUGGAGAGCAGCCCUACUCAAAAAGACAAGCAGACUGACGGUCGAGAUGAGAGGGAAAACGGAAACGCGGUCGCGCUUGGAGAUAACGACGCGGGCGAAGGUGUGCAGAGCUCUCAGGUGGAGGACAGACCCUCCCAAACCGAAGGCAGUGCAUCGUCACAGGAACCAGGUGAAGGAAUCCAAAAGGAAAUCCUUUCCUCUCCUUUGAAAAAAAUAAAGGAUGAGCCCAUAGAUGAGGACUACGACAAAGCGCUCGUCAGUUCUGCCAACUCUGAUAUCAGUCGGGUUAAAGAGGAGCUUGAGAACGGCGAUAACGAGUCUUUGGUUCCUUUGGAUGAACUGAGGAUCAGCUCGGUCUUUUCUGUUCGAGGAAACAGUGAUUCCAUUUCUGCUCCUGUCACAGCCCCACAACCUGCCUCUUUCUCUGCUAUCACUCAGAGAGCUUCACCAAUCAGACCACCUCCUAUAGUCUUGCAAGCUCAAAUGACACCUCAUUUUCAAGCACACCUCCAGCUUCAGCCCAAGACCUUAGCCCAGCUUCAACCCCAUCUGCAGACUCAUCUUCAGGCACAGCUUCAAACGCAUCUCCAACCUCAGCUUCAACUCCAAGCACAGCUUCAAGCGCAUCUUCAGACGCAGCUUCAGCCGCAACUUUCGCACCAACUACAGCCACAACUCUCGCACCAAAUCCCUCUUCAUCCUCAGCUCCCGCACCAGCUCCAGCCGCAGACCCCACCUCAGCUCCAGACACAACCGCCGUCCCAUCCACAGCCCCAGCCCACACAUCAACUCCAGCACCAACCUCAGCCACAGCCCCCUUCAGGUCCGGUGCGAAUCUGCUGCUCAGGCUGCUCUAAGGUUCUUCAAAAAGGUCAGACUGCUUUUCAAAAAAAGGGUUCCAAUCAGCUCUUCUGCUCUACUGUGUGCCUGACUGGAUUCACGCUGCCUCCAGCACCCAAUAUUGCCCCGAAGAAAACCUGCCACCUUUGUCUCAAGGUUAUCGGGAAUCCAAAAGACUUGAUAACCGUUCCAGUUGACUCAGCAAACAACCUGAAGGAGUUUUGUAGCCUGUCCUGUCUGAGCAUUUACAAGUCCAGGGUUGAAGGUUUGACUGAAGAGGAGUCCAUCGUUAGAUGUUCCGUGUGCAGAAAUCCCAGUGAGAUUCAACAUGAAGUGAAUCACCAGGGUGUUCUGCAUCGACUCUGCAGCGACGAAUGCUUCUCACGUUUCCGCUCGUCUAAAAGACUGUCCAUGAGCUGCUGCGACUGCGGCAACUGCACUGUCACAGGAAACUAUCAUCUCGUACAGAUAGAGGACGCCAUAAAGAAAUUCUGCAGCCCUGCCUGCAUCACCACUUUCAAACAGAAAAGCGGUAAGAGAGUCCACUGCCCCUGCUGUCAGGAUUUUAAAGCGAUGGAUCAGAUGAUGGAAGGCACGAACGCACAGGGAGUCAUAGAGUUCUUCUGCUCCUCCAGAUGUGUGGCUAACAGCCAGGCAUCCUGCACCUUGUCAGGUGCUUCAUUCCCGUGUACAAAUUGCCAGAAGUUAGCUGUUCCUCAGUAUCACUUGGCUAUGUCUGACGGAUCCAUCCGGAACUUCUGCUCAUACGAGUGUGUCGGCAGAUUCCAGGAGCGGCUGCAGAGGUCCUCCCAAAUGAACGGAGGGUCCUAUCACAGUCUAAAUAUGGGCCCCCAACCUCCCGUGCCUCUUCAUCCAUCUUCAGUGCCUGCUUCCGUUCAAAACACCACCCCACCGUCUGUGCCUGCUUCCCGACCGACAAACUCGCACGACCCCCUGCAGCAGGCAGAAGCUCUCGGACCUGCCAAACUUACCUGUAAACAGUGCCAGAAACAAUUCAGCUCGAAACCCGAAGUCCUUCAGUUUAAGAAUCACACGGGCCUCUUUUGCUCACGCCUGUGCUGCGACAUGUAUAAAAGGGAACGAGACGUCGGAGCGGUUUGCGAGUACUGCAAAGAAGAGAAAAUUGCCAAGGAAAUUGUCAUGUACGACAAGCAGCCGCGGACUUUCUGUUGCGAAGGCUGCAAGCUGCUCUAUAAACACGACUACGCCAAGCAACACAGAGGUCAGAGCCGAGUUUGCGCCUACUGCAGCAAUGUGACCCACAAAAGCCUCCAGAAUCACUUCGGGGGAAAACUGGAGGAGUUCUGCUCCAAAGAGUGCAUGUCUCUCUACACCGUUCUCUUCUACGAGAUGGCAAAGUGUCAUGCUUGUAGGAAUCAGGGACCGCUUAAAGAGAGCAUCAGAUGGGACGAAACGGUCCGACACUUCUGCAACCUGCAGUGUUUGUUGCAUUUUUGCUCCAAGAGUAUCAUCCCAGACCAGCCAAACAGCAACGGGCCUAUUCCUCUGUCAAAGGCACUGGAAUUAGUACUGGAGUCGAUUGCUGGGGACAACUCAGAGGUAGAAGACUUAUCUGACAUUGAUGACCCCAUAGAGGAUGUUGAUUACCAUCCUCCACAACAGGAGCCAAGCAGCAGUGAGGAGGAGAGUAGUGGGGAUGAAGACCCCACUCCACAGUCCACUAUGGCGAGCCGGGGACGUAAACGCCGCCAUAGUGAGUCUGAUGGCUCAAACAGUGACUCUGAAGAGCCAAUACCAGGACCAAGCUUUCAAGGACAACCCAAGCAAGGACGAGGAGUGUGCUGGAGGGCUGCUCAACUGACCCCAAACCUAGCCCAGUUUGAGCCUGGGGAGGAAACUGAGCAGGACAGAGAAGGCUGGACCACACUGGACUAUGUGAACCAGUAUAUUGAUAAAGAUUUAAUGAAACUGAUUGUAAACUGCUCCAAUGCUACAACACUAGCUAGGAGUGGGUACCCACUCAGCACAUCAGUUGACGAGAUGUUUCAUUUCUUUGGUGCCUCAAUUUUGAUGUCCUGUGUUCCGUACCCACGAAUCAGGAUGUACUGGUCCAGCGCGUUAAGUUUCCCAGCAGUCACAGAACGAUUCACACGCGACAGAUUUUACAAACUGAGGCACUCAAUAAAGGUGGUCAUCGAUGAUGACAUUCCAGAAGACCUGAGGGAAUGCGACAAAUUCUGGAAGGUGAGACCUUUUCUUGACCGCAUUCUUAAAGGCUGCAGGUCUCAGACAAGACCCGAGAGCGUUUCUAUUGAUGAGCAAAUCAUCCCAUUUACAGGAGCCUGUCCUUUUCGACAAUAUCUGCCAAUGAAGCCCAAUCCAGUUGGCAUGAAAAACUUUGUUUGUGCUUCACCAGAAGGCAUCAUGCUCGACUUUGAGUUAUAUCAGGGUGCAGAUGCACUGAUUGCACAGGUCCAGGAACCAGGUGAACUGGGUUUGGGAGGUUUGGUCAUUAAUCGUCUGUCUGAAACUCUCCAUCCUGGUACAAAAGUGUACUGCGAUCGGUUCUUUACAUCCAUCAAAACUGUAAAUCGAAUGAUGGAGAAGCAGGUGUACCUGACUGGUACAGUUAUGAAGAAUCGGGUUUCCGAAGCAGUGCUGAAGCUACCAAGUGACAAAACAAUGAAAAAGAAUGGAAGAGGUACCUCAGCACAAGUUACCUCUGAAGACGGGAAAAUUUGUGUUGUAAAGUGGUAUGACAACAAGCCGGUAUUGAUGCUGUCUGUUGUUCAUGAUGCACAGCCUGAAGACACCUGCAAGCGAUGGGACAAGAAAGAGAAACAAUAUGUGUCUAUCAGACGACCAAAUAUUGUUCGUGAAUACAACAAAAAGAUGAGUGGGGUUGACCUCACAAACAGGAUGAUCAGCUACUAUAGAAUGAGUGUCCGUACCAAGAAGUGGACGCUUCGGAUGCUAAUGCACUUCACAGAUGUUGCUUUAGCCAAUAGCUGGCUACUGUAUCGCCAAGACCACACAGUACGUGGCACACCAAGAAAGGGCAUUAUGCAAUUUCUUGAAUUCCGAAUGGAAGUGGCUAAGACAUUCUUGGCCCAACAUAACAAUGCACAGGAGGACAGUACAGACCUCUCAGAGCAGGAAGACAACACAGACCAUUCAGAGCCAAAGAAAAAGCGUUCUGUGAAGGAAGUGCCUCACAUCUCAGUCCGCAGAAGGGCUAAUGCACAUCUUCCAGAGGUGGUCAACCUGAAGAAUGCAGCGCGCUGCAGAGCGACAAGCUGUUCUGGGAAAACUCGAGUCCGUUGUGUAACAUGCAAGGUGUUCUUGUGCUUGCAAGCUGAACGCAACUGUUACACAGUCUUUCACAGCGGUAUUAACACUGCUCCCACCACAGCGCAAGCCCCUCUAUCGCUCUCAAAAGACAUGCCGGUCAUCGGGGGCAUUGUGUCCCUGGCCUCCGCAUUGGCCGGUAACACCGCACUCACAGGAGCACUGCCUACCUCAAACGCCAGCUCCAAAAUCAGCGGCGACGCAAGCACGCAAACGGAUGUCUCGGUCAACGGCGAUCCUCAGCAGAGGCGGAUGCUGAAAAACAAAGCGAUCAUGUGCAAACCUAUCAGUGACGAGCAGAGCAUCCAGUGUGAACUUGAGCCUCCAAAGCUACUGUCUAAGACAGUUAUUGAUGAAAACGGAGAGAAAGUGAAACUGGUGCCUGUGCCUAUACCUGUCCCAACACCUGUAUACAUUCCUGUUCCUGUGCACCUGUAUACUCAGUUCACACCCUUACCGCUGGGAUUCCCUUUUCCUAUUCCCGUGCCACUGGUUGUGCCAGCUUCUCAGGAAUCUGCACAGCCAAGUUCUACUAAAGGCAGCGUCCUUCGCAAAGCCGUAGAGGAUGAAGAUGUGGAAAAGGUCAAGAGCAGACCGCUGUCUCAUGGAGACCAGGGCAGUAACUACAGUGGGGAUCUGGAAUCCGAAGCCAGGUCUACACCUUUCAGUUGGGCCGAUCCUGAGGAUUCCUCACACAAGCCACCAGUCACUUUAUCUGAAUCAGAAGGACCUAAAGAUCCUCCUGGAACAGCCACAGGGUCUGAUUUGCUAGAUUUAGAAAAGGACAUUCCUCUUGCAACGACUGACCACGAAGCGACCAAGGAGCAGAAAUCAUCAGCAAAACGACGCAAGAGAGGAAAGAAGCUUGAUCAUUCAUCCGAUGUUGAAAAAACGAAGAGUUUCGUAGAAGUGGAUGUAGCUGAUCGUGCACAGUCCUGCUCGGACACAAAUUUAGAGCAGUUCACAAUGGAAUCUUGCCAGCAUGGUGGAUCUCAGGGGAGUAGUAUUCCCAUUAGCUCAGAAUGCGCUCCACUCGACGAAGAUGACCUGAGCGAUGCACAAAACACAGCAGAAUCCGGUGAAGAGCUCACCUCGUCUUCUGUUAUAAUGAGACCUUUGAGGUCACGUCUGAAAACAGGGAGUAAAAGAGUUCGAGCUCAGGCAUCUCGCACCAAAAAGCAGUUCUGUGUUUACUGUCAAAAAUCAAAUACCAAAAUUGCAAGGCACUUGGAGCGAAUGCAUUCAAAGGAAACGGAUGUCGCAUAUGCGCUCAGCUUUCCGAAACGAUCUAAAAGAAGACACAUGCUCCUCGAACAGCUUCGCAAGAAAGGCAAUUAUCAGCAUAAUAUCGAAGUUAUUCGCAAUGGAAAUGGGGAUAUCGUCAUGCAAAAACAAACAAAACGAAAACGGUCUGCAAUGGAAUACUUGCCCUGCCAGUAUUGCUUAGCUUUCUUUCUCCGGGUUGGGUUGGCAAAACAUGAAAACUGGUGCAAAAGUAAGAUGAUUUCACAAGCUGAGUCCUCAAAACAACUCGACACUGAACAUGAGUCCAAAGAAUUGCAAUGUCCAAAGUCAAGCUCUGAAGCCAGAUCAAAUGCUAAUCUCCAACCAAGCCCCCAUGUUAGUGGUUCUGACUCCCAAAACAAUCUUGAAACCUGCUCUUUCUCAAAUUCGGAAUCAAGUCCUGAUAUUUCUGACCAAACAGAUCCAAAACCUGGCCUUGGGUCAAGUCACCCUAACACUGAACCCUUUCCUCCAACCAGUUCUGAUAUUGGUCAGUCUCCUAAAGAAUAUUUCUCUGAUAAACCUAGCCCUCAAUCUAAUUUUGAAUCGCACGGACAUUCUAAUGAGUUAUCGAGUCCUGCAGUCCUUCAUCCUACUAAUCAAUCUUGCCACCAGAGUACCUUCAGUGAGGAAAGUUUUGACUUGUGCCUACCAUCCUCUCCUGUGCCUUCCCCACUGCCUAAUCCUGAAUCAAGUCCUAGUCAUUUAAAUUUUGACUUGUUCUUUGAGGACGAUUUGUUUUCCGAUCCUGAAGACAGUCUACCCAGUACUCCUGAAUUGUUUGAGUCUAACAAUCUUGAAACAUGUCUUGAAUCCAGUAUGAUGCACAUUGAUGCAUCAAGCAGUGCAAAUCCAAAUCCUAGAUCAUGCCACCAGUCCACUAUCGGUCAGAUAAACAGCCCAGAUCCUACUCAACUAAGUUUUGAGUCCUGCAUUCUUGCCAAUGUGGAUUGUGAUCUCAGGUCACCACCUAGUCUGGAAUUGAAGAAUCACACAGAAUCACCUUUUAUGUUGAAUCAUGAAUCUACCCUACAACCCAAAUUUGAAUCAUGUUCACAAGUUGACCAAUUUAGCUCAAAAAACAACCACCAAACGGCAAAUGUAAGUGAUGAACACAGACCAGAUCCCAGUAAGGCAAGUUUUGAAUUGUGCCCCUCAUCUAAAACUCCUCCUCUACCUCAUCUUGGAUUAGAUCCUAUCCCCCAAAUUAAUUGUUCUGAAUCCUGCUUUCAACCAGUUUUACGGUCCAGUUCUGACACCAGUCUUUUUCCUGAAUCUUUCCCCAACCAAGUUGUUGAGUCCAACAUUAAUCCUAUUGUUGAAUCCUGUUUAGUUACGAAGUGCAGUGAUGCUCCAGCGAGCAGUCUUCCAGCGCGCAGUCCUCCAGCACGCAGUGCUCCAGCGAGCAGUCCUCCAGCGAGCAGUGCUGAAGCGAAUACAGAAUCUAUACAACAGUCCUCCAGUGCUGGAUCCCACUGCUUGGACUCAGAUGCCUCAAGUAAUUCUGAUUGCACUUCGAGUAAUUGUGAAAGUCCAGUCAGUUUCUCUGCAGAAAGUUCACCUUGUGAGAAGUCCAGUCCACAAUCUAGUUCAAAUUCAAGUUUAACGUGUACCUCCACAUUCAAACCGGCACUGUCCGAACAGACAAGUUCACACAAAACACCAAAUGGUCAGGGGUCCGGAAUGAAAAGGCAGUAUUGUGUUUACUGUAAAAACUCUUUCGUCAAGAUCUCACGGCAUUUAAGCUUAAAACAUGCAAAAGAAACUGACGUAGCCCACGCUCUUAGUUUUCGAAAGGGGUCCGAAAUGCGGCAACUUUUGUUCGAGAAGCUUCGAAAGAAAGGGAACUAUCAGCAUAAUGUCGAAGUUCUUAAAAGCGGAAGUGGAGAGCUUAUCCCCGAUAGACGAGGAAAUAAAGACUGUUCUGGUGGUGUGUACCUACCUUGUCAGUAUUGCCUGGCUUUUUAUGUUCGCCAUGAACUCUGGAGGCACGAAAAACGUUGCAAAAUGAGAACAAACAUUAACCCUGUGUGCCUUAAAAGGACUGCGUGUUCAAAGUCGAUUCCGUAUCAGGGUAGCAUUUCUGGAGAUUUGGAAGAAGCUAUUCGUAGUAUGAAGCAGGACAACUUGUUGCGUCAUAUAAUAAACGACGCUCUGAUUUGCAAGUAUGGGGCUAGGCUUAUUGAAAAACUCGGACAUGGUAAAAAGCAUAAAGUGUAUGCAGGGCAAAGGAUGAGGGCGUUGGCGAGAUUUAUGCUAGUAGUGAAAGAGUUAGAUGGAAGCGUUGAGUAUUUGCAUCACGUGUGCACUCCGUCCAAGCUUGAUUUGGUCAUUAAAGGUGUAAGGAUAGUUAGUGGAUUUGAUGAAACUUUGAGCAAAUUUAAAACUCCAUCUCUGGCGUUACAAAUCGCCACUUCCAUACGACAAGCAGCUGAAAUUAUUUGCGGUGAAAACGUUACGGAGGGUGAUAUGGAGACCGUUGCUAAUGUUAAAAAAUUUAUUGGGAUAAUAGAGGAAAAUUUGAUUUCUCGUGCGAAAAAAAAUGCUGACCACGCGCCAGCCGACAGUUGUUUAGGCAAUCCUUCCGCAGCACUAUCUCAAGAGAACUGUCCCGUGACCAAAAAACCCAGCAGAAAGCUCAGGCCUAGGCGAAACGUGGCCAGUAAGGAAAGUGCCACGUCCCCAGUGGUCUCAAAUGGAUCGCAUGUGCACAUAGAUGAGAACGAAACCUUACCUCGUUGCGAUAAUGCUGCAGAGCUGCCUACUGACCCUGGAGCGCGAUCUAAAUCGAAAAAGUCUAAGGCCUUCUAUUCCAAGUCAAAAGUGUUAAGAACAGCAAAAGGUGGGAACAAACACUACUGUGUCUAUUGUAAGAAACAGAUCAUCAAAAUAGCGAGGCACUUGUCUCAGAGCCAUGCAAAAGAAAAAGACGUUGCCCGUGCCCUCAGCUUUCCGAAGGCAUCCAAAACUCGACAGUGUUUAUUUAAACAGCUCCGCAAUAAAGGGGAUUACCAGUAUAACAUCAAAGUUCAGCAAACCGGAAAUGGGGAAAUCAUUCCACAGAGACGGCAAAAAAAGCAGUCCGUUCAUUCUUUGAGUUCUUACCAAGCUUGCCCUUACUGUCUGGGUUUUUUUCUUGAGCGUGACUUGUGGAGACAUAAAAAAUCAUGCAAAUGGAAGAAGGACGAUGAAGCCCCCUCUGGCAGGGAGAGGCCACAGUCAUCCAAUAUCGCCUUGCAUGAGUCUCUUUCCGAAGGCUGUCAAAGUAUCGUUCGCAAUAUGCGAAAUGACGAAAUCUCGAAAUGCCUUAGGAACGACGCCUUAAUCUGCAAAUUCGGAAACAGCCUUUAUAAAAAACACGGGCAUGAAAAGGGUGGACAUGAUUAUGUGGCACAAAAAAUGAGAACAUUGGGUAGAUUUAUGUUGGCUGUGAAGGAGUUGGAUCAGAAUGUUGAGGAUCUGUAUCAAGUAUGCAACGAGUCCAGGUUUAGUCUGGCUUUAGAGGUUGCAAAGAAAGUUGGAGGAUUUGAUCAACAGACUAACAAAUUUAAAAAAUCUGUUGGAUGGAAAAUGGGGUAUUACAUGAAAUGGGCCACUGAAGUUGCUUUGGAAGAGAAUGAUAUGGAUGAUGAGGCUAGAAUUCAAGCCACAAAGUUCAUUCAGAUGAUGGAAACCAAUUGGUUUUCUUACAAACCUUUUAUGCAGAAUGAAGGGGAUAUUGAACUUCUGGCAGAAGAUAUUGUCAAACUGCAGAACUUCCUGAAAAACUCUGAAGAUAAAGCCAAAUCGGAGCUCUCAGCGCAUCCAAAUGGCGAGUCAUGGAAAAGUCUUUGCAACACCGUUCUCGCUGAAAUGACACUCUUCAACCGUGGACGAAGGAUAGUAGCGGAGAAAAUGCUUCUUGAGGACUACAAGCAAAGGAACAAAGAGCCUAAGCAUGGAAAAACGUGUCACCUGCCAACAAAGCUGGAAUGGGCUCUUAAAGAUGUGCUUAUAAAAACUGUAAUCACUGGAAGUCAGAUUCCCGUUUUGUUUACCAAAAGGAUGGCAUCAUCUCUGGACAUCCUUAUCAAACACCGUGAGGAUGUCGGCGUUCCCGCUGACAACCCUUACGUCUUUCCUCAUAUGUUGAAUAACUCUUACAUCAAGGCUCGUGACUGCAUAAAGACCUUAGCCAAGAACUGUGGCGUAAGCAAACUUGAAGUUCAUACGCACAAGUCUGUAGCUACUGUUUUCCAGAUCCUGAGCCUUGAUGGCAGUGAAAUGCAGAAGGUCGCUGCACUUGUGGGCGAGAAAAGAUUUAACUACCAAACACUAAAUAAAAACCUUUCCGAGUUGGCCAAAAUCUGCGCCCAGUUGCAAACAACGCAAAAUGGGAUCGUCGCUCGCAAAAAGACAGGUCGUCGCCGACGUCCCGCCAGCCAAGGAUGCAAAAGACACAAGUGGAAGAAGGCGGAACAAGGAGCCGUGAGGAAGCACCUGGGACAUUAUAUAUCAACCGGGAUAGUGCCAAGAAAAAAGGACUGUCUGGACUGUAUUAAGACUGAUCCAGAGGCCCUCAGCUCAAGAACGUGGACGGAUGUCAAAAAUUUUGUCCAUAACACCAUACAAGCUAAGAAAAGGAAGAAAAGCGAUUCGCGGGAGACGGACAGCGAAAGCGAGGAGCUUAGCGACGAUCUUAGUGAAGCCGUGGCUGUGGAGGCUGCUGCGAAAAGGCCGAGGCGGAAAAGAAAACUUCGGCGCCGCUUAGGCACCGGACGGAGGCGUUCGGGAACAGAUGUGGCGAGCGGCAUGGUUUCUUCUCCACCCAGCUCCAAACUCCACCACAUGUACGGAGUGAAAGCCUGGGCCAUCUGGGUGCAGCAGAGAGCCGAACUCACCGACGCCAGCCCACUGGUUUUGAAGGAGGACGUGUUGGAUUGUAGUUCCGAAGAGCUCGGCGAUGCGUUGUGUCACUUCAUCAGCGAAGUUCGCAGGCCAAACGGCCAACCUUACGCUCCUGAUAGUGUCUACUAUCUGUGCUUGGGCAUCCAGCAGCACCUUCUUGAAAAUGGGCGACUGGAGAAUAUCUUCACGGAUCCUCUUUAUAACCAGUUUACCACAGACAUGACCAGGCUGAUCAAAGACUGGGAGGGCAACUUAACUCCAAGUGGUUUCUUGCAGUCCCGCAUCGAGGAGACUUUCCUGUGGGAAUGCAAACAGUUGGGUGCUUUGUCUCCUUACGUCCUGCUCAACACGCUGAUCUUUUUCGGUGUCAAACACCUCGACCUAAAAACUGUCGACCAGCAUCAGCAUCUUUCAUUCGCCUCCAUCGCCCGCUGCUCGAGGAACAUGAAGCACGGCAGGUCCUCCUACCUCCGGUUCAGAUUUGCCGGAAGAGACGACGGCGAAAGGGAGAAGCGAGUUUUACUUGGUAAGCGAAAGAGAGACGAUGCAGAGGAGGACGUGGAGUAUGGCGAGAUGCCCGAGAAUACCGAGGACCCUUUACACUGUCCUGUCCGACUAUACGAGUUCUACCUCUCCAAAUGUCCAGACUGUGUGAAGGAGCGGCCGGAUGUUUUCUACCUGCAGCCUGAGAGUUCCUGCCACCCCGGCAGCUCGGUGUGGUAUUCCACCCAGCCUCUAGAUGGCACUAUUUUGGACAGCAUGCUAUCACGCAUCCUUGCCGUCCGGGAUGUCCAUGUGGAGCCGAAGCCGCUGCAGCCGAGCUCUUCAGACGAAGACACCCCGUAAAUGAACAAACGUUAGACAUCGUGUAGGACACUGGUGGUGUUCUUUCUUAAACUCUGUGUUGUCCGAGCUUUACGACACCAUUAACUAAUUGGCAGGUGGGGGGGUGGAAACGUGACUUUAAAGGAUCUCAACAUUCAAGGAUCAAUUCAGUCGAUUUAUUUUUUUUUAUUAUCUCUUAGUAGAACUCAUGUUUCAACCAUGUUACAAAUGCAUGCUCUAGUGAAAUAGUUUUUUUUUCCUAAAUCGUAUCUAAUUAUCCGGUUUCGCGUCUGACCUUUUACGUGCGGAAUCCACGUGAAAACCAUGAAUCCCAGGUGGGAUUGUUUUGCAAAGCAUUAGUGUUCAUUUGCCCAUGUGGUUCAUUUCACCCCUCUGUGCGGCUCAGCAUUCGACCUGAAAAUUGUGCCGGGAUUUGGAAUAUUUUACCUGUAAUUUAACAUGAGCUUUAUAUGAGCUCUUUGGACGCCUUCCGACCAGAUGUGUGUUGAUGCACUCCAUAACCUUGAUACACAGCCUCGGAUUUAUGAAAAUGCAUGCAGAAUGCAUUUAAAGCAUCCAUCUGUUGAACGCGAGCCGAUUUAGAUGUGCGAUCCAUAGAGUGACGUGAUGAGAUGGAGAUGGUGCAAAGGAAUUAAUUCCAUAAUUAUAGAAGGACUUUUUUUUUUUUCUUUCUAAAUAAUAGAGAAGAUGAAGGCCCAUGUGGGUCUUUCACCCAGGCUGACCAAAUCGUAAAAUUUGAUAGCGGUGUUUAAACGAGAACAAACACAGGAGAGAUAUCUUUUGUUCUUCUUCUUCUGGCACAUCCGUAGUCAAGAACAGUAAAAACAACCAACACACCAUCAGAUAGAGCUGACUCUGGAAAGUGAGAAGACACCAAGUGGAUUUUUCAUGUUUCAGAUUGUUCGCAUCCCGUGAUUAUUAUUAUUUUUUGAGCCUCGUAGUUCUUUCGAUCGUCGGUUUUCCUGCUCGCUAGACUCAUCAUAAUCUCUUUUCAGUCACAUUCUCACUUAUAUCAAAUUGCCUUUUUUGGGGGCCCAACCGAAGCCAAAAGAUGAACUCUUUGUCAAGCGCUUAUACUUAUUUUAGUUUUAAGCAGCAACGUCCCCCCCGGUCAGCACAGAGGCCAAAUUAGUUCUGUAAUGUUUAUCCACAAGACUUUGCAGAUAUUUGCACAGAUACAGCCAGCGCCUGCCUACGAUGUAAGGCCAAUUGUCAUUUGCUACCAUGGUAACCGAACGGAAGGCUUUUGCUCGAGGGCUGUGCUGGAUUUCUGCAGCUUUUCGAGACACGAGCAACAAAAGUGGUAAGGCAGUCACCCUCAUUUCAGUGUUACCAGUGUGGAAACUUAUUAGUCGUGAUAAGACAUUUUUAUUCCAAGGAUAAGUCGUACUUUAACCCGUGGGUCAACUAGACGAUGUUUCUUACCACCCCUUCCCCCACCAAACACUAAAAGUAUCCAUGAAGAGUCUGUUAUUUAGAAAUGUAUAUAUUUCAUUAUAUAUCACUCGAACCCAACAUGGAAUAACUCAUUACCUUAAUCACGUUCGUGUUCAGCAGAAGUGUGUGUGUGGGUGUGUUUGCACGCAGGGCACAAGAGUUGUCGAUUGAAAGCUUUCGAGAGCGAGUGUGUGUGUGGUUGCGGAGUAAGAAUGCAACAAAGGCUGACUAAAAACGAGGCUUUUUUUUGUUUGUUUGUGUCUGUAUUAAAGAAUUAAUUAAAUGUGAUCGAAGACAGAAACAUGUCAUCGUUUCAACAUUGUACUCUGUCCUUAAAAUUAAAGGUUAUGAUUAAUAAAGCUGUUCCUUUUUUCCCCCUCUUGUA